AUGUUGAGUUUUAACAAGCAACAAGACUGGAUUUUUCCGGUAGCUCUGCUUCUAGCGACGGUCGUAAUUCCCACACGGGCUGCCGGUAAUCUCGCCGGCAAGCUUGCCGGAGCUUGCAAUCUUUACCAGGGCCAAUGGGUACUCGACCCAUCAAACACUCUCUAUACCGGCUGCCCGUUUAUCGACCCGGAAUUCGAUUGCAUCAAAUUCGGGCGACCUGAUAAAACCUUUCUUAACUAUGCCUGGAGACCAGAUUCUUGCAACUUGCCCAGGUUUGAUGGGCUGGAUUUUCUGAGGAGAUGGAUGGGGAAGAAAAUAAUGUUUGUGGGUGACUCACUGAGUCUGAAUCAGUGGGAGAGUCUAGUCUGUAUGAUUCAUGCUGCUGUCCCUGAUUCUAAAUACAAUUAUGUCAGGCAUGAUUCAAUUCCUCAAGUCACAUUCCAGGACUAUGGGGUUACCAUAUAUUAUUACCGCUCACCAUACUUGGUAGACAUAACGAGCGAGGACAUUGGGCCGGUGUUGAAUUUGGGCUCGAUCAUACAAGGCCGUAACUGGAUAGGAAUGGACAUGCUCGUGUUCAACACGUGGCAUUGGUGGACUCACAAGGGAAAAGCCCAAUCAUGGCAAUAUAUAAGGGACGGGACAACCUUGUCCAUAGACAUGGACCGCCACGUGGCAUUCUACAAAGGCUUGACCACAUGGGCUAGAUGGGUUGACUCUAAUGUUGACCCAACCAAAACCAAAGUCUUCUUUCAAGGGAUUUCUCCUACUCACUACCAGGCUAGAGACUGGAAAUCAGUAUCGAGGGACUGCUCGGGUGAACAAACCCCAUUGUCUGGAUCGACAUAUCCAGCAGGGACACCGGAAGAAGUUCAGAUCGUUAACAAAGUACUAAGCACGGUGAAAACACCCGUGACUUUGCUCGAUAUUACGACUUUAUCCCAGCUGAGAAAAGAUGCUCACCCGUCAGUUUAUGGCGGGAACCCCACAGGAGUCGACUGUAGCCAUUGGUGCCUCCCUGGGCUGCCCGAUACAUGGAACCAGCUCAUGUAUGCAUCUCUCUUAUAG
Messenger RNA from Striga hermonthica, 1068 nucleotides. Lineage: Eukaryota; Viridiplantae; Streptophyta; Magnoliopsida; Lamiales; Orobanchaceae. The record is from the annotation of a GenBank genome assembly.